Cordyceps militaris CM01 is the source of this 1548-nucleotide messenger RNA. RefSeq lists its product as uncharacterized. The record is from RefSeq and is a predicted model, not a curated record. The transcript has 2 exons. Bases 1 to 1548 code for a protein of 515 amino acids. Lineage: Eukaryota; Fungi; Ascomycota; Sordariomycetes; Hypocreales; Cordycipitaceae.
AUGGACCGUCUCCCGCCGGAGCUGUUUGAAGAGAUCCUGCUAGACUUUGCAUACACUGCUACCAGAAAUGACGUCUUGGCGAAGCGGCUUGUUUGCCGCGCCUUCAACCACGUCCUGCGGCCCCUUGGCUGCCGCACCCUCAGCCUGGAAUCGACGCGACUGAAUAAGCAGUCCAAUGCUGCCAAGCCUCGCACCGAAGGCCUGCAGACAAUAGGACAUCGGUGCAAAGCCCUGUACAUCGACAUGACCCCCUUGCGAGACGACUACGAAGUUGAGACGUUGACUCACAUGCUGCAAGAGAUACCCCAGAUGAAGAGCUUCUGCCGUGCUCUGCGGUCUCGAUAUUCAUUUAGCGAGACGUCAUUUACAGAGACGGACUUUUACCGCUCCACCGCCGAGAUUCUCUUCUACUGCCGCGAUGUCGACCGCGUGCGCAUUUGCCUCCCGUUCCCAGUCAUUGGUGUGCAAUGCAGUGCCGCCACGCGGGUUCUCGCCAAUGCGCUCAAGGCCCUCGGGCAGCGACCCGACGAGGACUCGGUCCCUCUCAAGACGCUCGCGAUUGAGUGCGUUCCCGAAGACACCUUGUGUGAGCUUUGGAUGAAUCCCUCUGAUGUCAUGAACAUGCAGGCUUUGCUGCCGCCAGUCGAGACGCUCGUGCUCACUAUCCGUCGUGUUUACUCUGGCUCCUUCUCUACCAUCAUGUUUGGCGUCGCCUUGUGGAACAUGAUUUUCACUGCCCGCAAUCUCCAAUCACUCUGUUUAAUAGACGUGAAUUUUGGCAGCCUAAACCUGUAUGGUGUCUUGGAAGUGACGACGCUUGCAGACAUGGAUCACGUAAGAUGGCUAGAGAUGAGAAUUCCUGGCCCUAGCCCCCAACUGAUACCACCGAAACCUACAUACCUUGAACUCGAGCAUAUUUCGAUAUUACCAGAGGAUCUGCUUCGCAUUGCUGUCGCCUUGGGGCCGUCGUUGGAGGAGCUUCACUUGUGCAAUGUUUCGCUCAUGACGCGCCAAUCCACGACAGAAAACACACGCUCAGAUAGGCAUCUCUGGGUCGGUCACCCGAACGAGGACCCUGGCCACCGUCUGUGGAUGGCGAUGCGAUUCCGCGCGCUGAUGCCCAAGUUGCGCGUCUGCCGCUGCUCCCACCUCACCUACAAGCUUUACACCGACCUUGCGGACCCCAUUUGCGAAGACUUUGACUAUGCCGACCCCGCUGGCAUCGGCCGGUCUGUCUCCCAGCGCUUCGUCGAGGUGGUCAUGGGCCUCGGCCAGCCGACUCUCCCCUCGGGCGAGCCCAUGUACUGGCGCCCGCACGACAUGGAACUCGGCCACCUCAUGCACAACCUCGCAGUUCGGCGAUCGCGUAUCCCCAUGUCUGAGCAUGACUACUACGCCCAUCGACUUGCAGCUGUCGGGGGCCAGCCCGACUAUCGGUACAGCUUGGACGGCCUGUUCCGCAACUGCGCUACCGGAUCGCGCCGCGAACUGCAAUACAUUCUGGAUAGGUUCCAAGAAGGAGUCACUAUUCUCAAGGAGCAACUAUAG